AUGAGAUCGUUCCGUGCACCCAGAGUCCCGAGGAUAGGGCGACCAGGCCCCCAAAGACGACUGUAUGCGGUUAAGGUCCCUGGCGAGUGCCAGAAGGACAUCAAGACUGUGGCCGAGCUCAAGGCUUGGGGUCCAUCGUCUCAUGUGCCUGAUGUCGAAGUUUGUGGAUGGGUGAGAUCAGUACGAAAGAGUUCAGGUGUACGCUUUAUCGAUAUCACCGACGGUUCCUCUAUGAGGCCUGUUCAAGUGGUUGUGGACAAAAGCUUGGCUACGGAUAUGCGUCCAGGUGCAGCUGUCCGCCUAAAAGGAACAUGGGUCGAUGAGAGUAGGAAACAAUCCGCCUUUGAUGGAUUAGCUGAGGCUUCAGAUGCCAAGAACGAGAGUGAGACUUCAGCAGGCCCAGAACAGCCUGAGCUCAAGGUCUUGGAGGCGGAAGUUCUCGGAGGUUCCGACCCUAUGACAUAUCCAAUCCAGAACAAAUAUCAGACACCAGAAAGCCUUCGCAUGAUCUCCCAUCUACGGUCGAGAACGCCUCUCAACUCCACCAUGUUGCGUCUACGGUCGGAUGCCACGGCCCUGCUCACCCAGUUCUUCUUUCGCGAGAGGUUUCAACAAACACAUCCGCCUAUCAUCACUUCCUCUGAUUGUGAGGGUGCAGGAGAGGCAUUCGCGGUCAAGGCGUCUUCGCCUGAUGAAUUCUUCCGUGACCCCAAGUAUCUAACAGUCUCCUCUCAACUUCACCUCGAGUCUCUCGCCCAGGCUCUGGGUAACGUGUGGACUUUGUCUCCAACAUUCCGAGCUGAGCAGAGUGACACUUCGAGACAUCUCAGUGAAUUCUACAUGCUGGAGGCUGAGAUGAGUUUUGUUGACGACAUGAACGAAGUCAUGGACCUGACACAGCGCAUGCUAAACUCGCUGACUAGUGGGUUGAGGGAGCUCAACGCUGCAAAGGAACUUAAGCAAAACCGAGUUGACUCAAGAGAACCUGCUGAACGUCUCGCUUUCAACGAUCUAGUUGAACAGGAACAACUAGAUCGUCGAUGGCGUGGUAUGAUUACUACCAAGACUUGGCCUCGGAUUACAUACAGUGAGGCCAUUGAGAUCCUGAAGCCUAUUGCCGACCAAUUUGAGCAUAAGCCAACAUGGGGCUCUGGUCUACAAUCCGAACAUGAGAAGUAUCUUGCUGAAAAGAUCGGCUAUGACGAGGCUACAGAUGCAUACGUUCCAGUCUUUAUAACGCAGUAUCCGCGGGAUAUCAAGGCCUUUUACAUGCGUCAAUCAUCUUCAUCGCCAGCUUCUGGCUUGACAGUUGACUGUUUUGACCUCCUGGUCCCUAAUAUGGGUGAGCUUGCUGGCGGCUCUAUGCGUGAGCACCGACUACCUCAACUUGAGGAGAACAUGCGAGCCCUAGGCCUAGAAGUUCCCAGCAAGCGCUCCGCCGGUGGCAAGGAGCUGGCCUGGUAUCUCGACCUACGUCGUUGGGGCUGCCCUCCGCACGGCGGGUUUGGCCUUGGUUUCGAUCGACUUCUGAGCUAUCUCUCGGGUGUGCCCAACGUCCGUGAUGUUGUCCCCUUUCCACGUCACUACCAUCGAUGCGACUGUUGA
Fusarium sp. VM40 is the source of this 1605-nucleotide messenger RNA. The record is from the annotation of a GenBank genome assembly. Lineage: Eukaryota; Fungi; Ascomycota; Sordariomycetes; Hypocreales; Nectriaceae.